This is a messenger RNA of Ectocarpus siliculosus, 2647 nucleotides long. The record is from the annotation of a GenBank genome assembly. Lineage: Eukaryota; Phaeophyceae; Ectocarpales; Ectocarpaceae.
AUGGACGCCGAUUUGAAUCCGGUUUCAGACGACGGCGGCGGUAGUGGGCAAACGGCGGCUGGGGAUAUUGCCCUGAUGGGAGCAAAGACAAAUGAGCUCUUGUUCGCGCAGGCGGUGGACCCUACCCCGCCAAACGAGGAAGCGGUGGGGUUGAUUUUCGACAUCAAUCCUCUUGACCCGGCGGUGAUCGCUGUUGUUGGUGCCGUCGUCGUGUGUCUUGUUGCCGCGACAUGGUGGUGUAGGCGCAAGCCCAGCAAGACGUGUCAAGCAACAACGACUCUCGCCGCGGGCGGCAGUGCAGGGACGGUAUCAGCAGCGACCGACCGCCGGUCUUCACCCGUGGUUCAAUCGCGGUACAGCACCCGAGGGCACGGUGUCAGCCCGCCGGGAAGCCGCAGAUUGGCUCGCCGUGCAUCGUCUCCCGCUUCGGCUAACCGUUCGUCGCGGCCGGGGAAGGUGAUGAUUCUCACUCCCCAACAGCUUGCUCUCUGCGAGGUGUUGUACGACGUCUACAACGGGGUGGUGCCGUCGCGCGGCAUCGAGAGCAAGGCAGUCCAGGAGUGCGAUCUGUCGCCCGCUGACAUCAGACGGCAGUUCAAGAACAUCAAACGGGCACGAGAGCUGGACCGUGAAAACGCCUCCUCCUCCGACAACAACGGCAGCGGUGCUCCGCCGAGCUCGCCGACGCCCCGCCGCGCGGCGCAGUCGCGCCUAACGCGGCCCUCGACUCGCCGCGCUUCCAUUGCGGCUGCUGCUGCUGCUGACACCAAACAGCAACCGGAAGCAGGCAAGCAACCCUCUUCCAGGGCGAAGAAGAGCUCUCGAAUACCUGUCCCAAGCAAGCGGGCAGCAGCAGCAGCAGCAGCAGCAGCUGCCACCACCGCUCCGUCGACCAAGAAGCCGCCGGUAUCCCCGAGAUCGACGCCAAUCAAGCGCGGCGCGGCGGCGAGGCCGGGCACGGUGGGCGGCCGCGGCUCGCCCGCGCGCGCAGCGAAGCGCGCGGCACCGUCGUCUCCAUCCGGAAGGUCGGCGGCGGCGUCGGUUCUACCAUCAUCUCCGCCCGAGUCUCCCAUGCGGACGCGCGGCAGGAACAACAGGACCGCGUCCGUGCGCGUCGGCUCUCCGAAAUCUGCGCCGACGAAGCGAGCGGCGGCGGCAGCGGCGGCGGCUGCUUCUUCCCCUAGAAGCGGCGGCGGAGGCACGCCUUCCAAGAGGGGAAAACCUUCUGUUCUCGAGAUCGCCAGGCGCGAGGCUCAGCAGCAGACCGUCGACGUUGCCAGCACUCGUGCAAGCAGUCUGCGGGCGCGCAGAAGCAGCAGGAGCAACACCAACAACGCCAUGCGUCGCGGGACUAAGUCCUAAGAGCGAGUGUUGCACCACAUCAUCUACACGCUGGUAGCCGUGGAGCUAGCUCCUUCCGAUAUACACGCCUUUGCUAAGUCGAUGGGAUGCCGUAAGGUUAUUCCUUCGCUUCAAUGGUGUUGGUCGAAUUCGUACUGAAUUUAGGGGGUCCUGUCCUCUCCAUAAUUGUUGAUCCGCGUUUCUUUCCUACAGGACGUGAGGUGAAGGUCUGUACCGUCCGUGUAGACGGCCGUAUGCUUGUCCGGUUCCUGAAAACGCAAGUUGGCCUUUUCUGUUUGCCGCCCAGCCCGAGACGACAUUCAUUCCACGUGUCUUUGUUUUUGUUUUUGUUUUUCUCUUAGCCGGCCAGCUUGAUGUUGCCGCCCCCCCCGGUGGGUGCAUGGAGUUUUCGUCGUUGUUUGUCUCUACUUUCAACGUGGCGGUGUACAGCUGUAGGAUGGGUUGAUUUCUCUGGGGAAAAUGUAGGGCACUACGCGAGGGUUCUUCAUAUAUGUGCCGGCUUGUCUUGAAUGUAUCGUGUCGUAUGUGUAUCGUGUGCUCGAAGGGACUCAAGGUUGUGGUUCAGCCGCAAAAUUGUAUUCUCAUGCGCACUGCCUUGCGAUUCGUAGUGAGCGGGCGCCCUUGGCUCAAUUUAACGUCGAAAUGUUCAAAGUUCCGCCCCUUAUAGUUGUGGUGUAUGCGAAAGCAGUCUACGCAAGUCUUGAUUCAUACCGUUUGUCACGUCAGCGUAAAUUUCUGUUUGCCUAAAAGUACAUGGACAUAGUGACACCGGCAGAUUUUCCGAAAGUAAGUAAAAGUCAUCUUGGAAAGAGGUUGUGGAGUGCGACUGAUGUAUGGUACAGUACAUUUUUUUCGAUGGCUUCGUUGGCGUACGCCUAGCGUUUUACACUUAGACUAGAUCUCCCUGUUGGGCGGUCCCAGUUUUUAGGCACACACCACUAUCUAUGUGUCUGAGGGUUAUUACAAUGUAGUAGGCUUCGGAGACUUUGCUGUAUUCAGGAUAUCGGGGACGGAGCCCCUCCCACUGGGAACGACAGUGUAUCAAGAGGCGUAAAUGGGAUGCGAGAAUUGAAAGCCAUACACCGCCGCCACAUACACAUGCACGCACGGGCUACUGCAUGCACGCGAUCAGCUGCGUAGUGAUCCGUCCUUUUUCUUGGGGAACAAUAGUUUGUUAAUUCAAUUUGGGGGGGUGGGUACGAUUUUUUAGGCAGCAGGUCGACAUACUCUGCGUUCCUCUUGGACAGGGGUCGAAGAGCAGGAGGGUCACAGGCGACGGGGGUUG